Messenger RNA from Trichogramma pretiosum, 3166 nucleotides. Its product is annotated as glycine-rich protein 1-like. NCBI's taxonomy places the organism in Eukaryota, Metazoa, Arthropoda, Insecta, Hymenoptera, Trichogrammatidae. The record is from RefSeq and is a predicted model, not a curated record. The transcript is spliced from 8 exons. Bases 241 to 1191 code for a protein of 316 amino acids.
GUCGCCCGAGAGCCUGUAACCGCGCGCAGACCGAGAGAAAGAGCCGACACACGGCCACGUGCGCAGCUGCUGCUGUUUUGUUUUUUGUUGUUGUUAUUAUUAUUUUUUUAAUUUUUUAAUUUUUAAAAAUUCGCAUGAAAGUUUUUUCGAGUCAGUGUUGAUAAGCAAGAGUAGAUCCGGAAUUUUUUUGGAAAAAUUUAAAAGAAGUACUCGUACGACAAUAAUCAGAAAUAAAUAAAAAUGAAGCUCACAACGACGUUAUUGGCAGUGUGUCUGUGCUUCGCGGCGGUCCACUCGUUACCAGCUCCCGGCUUCCAGUCUAGGGUACUCGACCGGCUGAUGGCGCGUGAAAAUCCACAAGAUGAUUCGGCUUUGAGGAACAAGAGGACGAUCGGUCUGCUAAGACAACUAUUUCCCGACAUCACCAAGGAUGUGGUGAGCGAGGCCGAGAGCCGCGCCGACCAGGAGCAGGAGGCCGAGUCGGCCAACAACGAGGUGCGCGUCCAGUUCGCCGACGACGCCGUGAGCGCCGAUGCCUCGGCGACGAGCAACGACGCCGAGAACGAGACCGACGGCGGCGAGCUCGCGCCCCUCGAGGACAUCGAGGCCAGCGACGACGACAGCCGCAACAAGAGGUUCCUGAACUUCGGCGGCAGCGGCAGCGGCGGUAGCGGCGGCGGCUCCGGUAACUUCAUUUUCGACAUCAUCAGGCAAGCAGCCGACAGUGCAGCGCGAGCCGCUGGCACGGUGUACCGCGUAGUCGCGGGUACGCAGAGUUUAGGUCUAGGCCUGAGUGCGUCGCGUGACAUUGGUCCUGCCCCCGCGUCCAGCCAGAUGAUGCCCACGACCGGCGGAGGAGCCGCCGGUGGAGCCAUGAUGAUGCCCGGAGCAGGAGGAGGAAUGAUGAUGGGUGCACCGCCAGCCAUGAUGCCAGCCAAGAAUAAUGGCUCAGCCAUGAUGAUGCCACCGCUCGUUGCUGGAAGCGGAAGUAGCUCCAGCGGCGGCGAUCCAGGAGCGGACGCCCCUACGCCCGGACCACAGACCGAGGCCGUGCCCGGACCCGUCACGAGGCUCUUCGUCAUUGCCAAUCGAGGAAUUUCCAAUCUCGUUCAGGAUCUUAUUCUGCGUCUGGCCGCAACGAGCGAGCGCAUCGUCAACUUCAAGGCACGACUCAUCACCUCCAUCAUCUAAGCACGCCUGAUAGGAGAGAAGAAUCCUGAUGCACAAAACGAAUCUCUUACCAUCUCGACGACGAGGACGACGACGGCUUAUCUGGUCAUAAGCCACAGCCACACACCAUUAAUUAUCAUUUAUACAUUAAUAGGCAACAAGAACAACGAUUGAUUAUUUGUCUCGAUUGCUCUCGAGAAAACUUUGUCGUGUAGAUUUACAUGUAAUAGGCUUUCGAAGCUAAUUAUGAUUGUGUAAAAAUCGAGAGAGAGAGGUACACACGAUGUAUUUGAGCUCUCGAGGUUUCGCGAGUUAUUUUUUACAAGAAAUAUUAAAAUGUUAAUUAAAGAAAAAAAGAAAAGGAAAAAUGGACCACGGGAACGACGAUGGCAACGUUGCACACGCGCGUCACGUACUUUUAUAUAUACCAUGAUGAUAUAAUAUAUUCUGAUAACUUUUUGUUAUUGUAAUCUCUUCUAUGGAUCGGAGCUAUAUACAUUUUGCAAGAUUGUCAUAUUAUAAUAAUAUAAUAUUAUUAUUGUAGCAUAGCUAGGUGUGUGUAAAACGAUAUAAAUAGUAUUUGAAUUGUGACGUUGCUCUUUGUGCCCGCGCGAUCCAAGAUAAAAGUGCGUGAAAAUGUUGUUUGCUUGUUUGUUUCCUUUUUUUCAUUUUUUUUUUUUUUUUUUUUUUUUAAUGUUCCAAUGGUAGAGGCAAAAAAAGUUCGGGUACUUUCAGCUUUCGAUCUAUACAGAGCGAAAGCUAUACUUUUGUCAUGUAAUAAGCUAUAAGUAAAUAAUAAACAAUUAAUAAUGGUAUAGAAAUGUGGGAAUUAGCAUAGACAAGGGGGGGCUAACAUACCAUGUGUUACUCGAAAUUUUCAUUGAGGCUUCUAUAAUAUGAUGCGUACUCGCGCAUACGCACCGUGCGGCGGUGAAAUUGGCAACUGCAUAUUACUCACCGAAUACACUUCUUACAUUUCGGAUUUCCGCAAGAUAAUUUUCUGGACUUUCUAAAAAAGUUUUUUUUCUCUUUUUUUAUUCUGACUUCGGAGCUACGAGUCUCUCUUCCGUAAUAAAUCCCUCUCGUGCGCGCUUUAUUAGGAUAUAUUAUUCAUUUAUUAUCGAGCAAGAUGCGACGGAAAAUCGUGCACAUUACACAUAAACUUGCGGAUGCACAGACUCGCUCACUCAUGCACGUGUGCACAUUUUGUGCAUAUGCAAUAUGCGUAAUGGCCAAACACGCGCGCGCGCACAAUCACGCCGCACUCGCGCAAUAUAUGAAUAUGUAUAAAAUUGUGAUUACGCCGAGUAACUUUUCCUCGCGCCUUUGCACAUGCACUCGCACUCACACUUUUACAGGCACACAGAUAAAGCUAAAACUUUCUUCUUCUUUAUUUAUUUAUUUAUUUAUUUUAUUUUCUCUUCUUUCGCGUUGUCAAUUUUCGAACGAUUCGACGAAUUUGAGAAAAUGUCGUGACGAUCGUAUCCUGCGUGAGAGUGUUUAAUUGAUAAAUGUAUGCCUACUAUACCGCCUAUACUGUUCUUCGUUUUUUUUUUCUUUUCUUUUUUUACAUAAUUGUAUUACAUUAGGUCGCGCAAAACGACACACGAUGCGUUUCGGGCGUUGCUCCAGAGCGCAAACACGUGCAUAUAAGUGCCAGGCGUCGAUUGUAGUUUUCUUUUUCUGUAAAUGAGAAAAACAAAUAAAAAAGGCAUGUUACCUAGAGGUGUGUCCAUGAAGGCUUUGUAAAAGUUGUAAUUGGUUAAUGGAAGUGCUAUACCAGAGGUACGAAAGUUUGAUUAUUGUUCUGUUUUUUUUCGAGCGUCGAAAAAAGUGCUAUCCAUCCGACAUCGGGAAAACGUAAAUGAUUAUCAAAUUAUGUAGAUUUUAAAAGAGGGAAAAAUUAUGCUUAUACGUAGAAAACUUGCCCAAAUCAUGAUGAAAAUGUAAAACUCGUCCCACACGCUUCAUUUUUUACUUCAUAAGUUCAGCAGUA